AUGAAGUUUCUUAGAUUAUCCACUCUGGCCUUAGUUGGACUUGGAUUUUUGACUCAAACCACUCUAUGUGAUCCUGAUACUGAUGAGGAAUUUGUUCCUACUGAACAGAAACCGUUCAACAUUAGAGUUACCUACGAGAUUGACGAGCACCCUCAGUCCUUCGAGUCAACCAAACUGAUAGAGUUGGUGAAUGGCGAAGAGAUCUCUGUUACCUACAACAUCAAAAACGGGGAAGAUGAAUCUGUUUCCGUCGUAGGAGUUGCAGGGUCAUUCAAUGACCCUGUGACCGGUCUAACCAAGAGAAACUUAACUGCCUCUUCUGUUGGUCCAUUGAAGCUUCUUAAAGACAUGACUUUCGAAUUCACCCAAAAGAUUGGCAUUGAUCUUGAGCCUGAAAACUAUUUGUUUGUCCCCUCAAUUUAUGUCCUCAAGGACGAUCAACUGAUGUUGCUAGGAAGCAAAAAUCAACUCAUUACUGUUUCUGAUCCCCAAAUUUCAGUCUUCCAACCGCAGAUGCUGUUUCUGGAAUUGGUACUACUAGCAAGUUUUGGUGGUCUAAUAUAUGCUUUAUAUGCUACAUUUGGUGCUUCAUAUUUCCAAAAGCCUGCCACUGCCCCUAAAAAUAAGAAGGUCGGAUCUAGCAAUGUGAGGAAGACCAAGAAGAAUAAAUAG
Komagataella phaffii GS115 is the source of this 672-nucleotide messenger RNA. RefSeq lists its product as uncharacterized. The coding region runs from base 1 to 672 and encodes 223 amino acids. The transcript has a single exon. NCBI's taxonomy places the organism in Eukaryota, Fungi, Ascomycota, Pichiomycetes, Pichiales, Pichiaceae. Gene Ontology annotation, cellular component: endoplasmic reticulum; endoplasmic reticulum membrane. The record is from RefSeq and is a predicted model, not a curated record.